This is a messenger RNA of Prorocentrum cordatum, 270 nucleotides long. The record is from the annotation of a GenBank genome assembly. NCBI's taxonomy places the organism in Eukaryota, Dinophyceae, Prorocentrales, Prorocentraceae.
AUGAGGCCCCCGGCGGCAUGGGACCGCGCCGCCACUCUUGGCACCCGCGCCGGCGACCUGCUCUCGGGCGUGCUGGCGGCCGCGGCCCGCGGGCUGCUGCCGCGCGGCCCGCUCGCCCUGCCCGCCUGCCCGCGGCGGGCGGCGGCCGGAGCCGAGCACGAGGCUGCCCUGGCGGCCGCGGCGCCCAUUUGCAGUGAUGCGCGGAGCGCUCCAGCAAAGGAGGCCGCCGCGGAGCUUCCGUCCGCAGCCCCGCAUGCCUUCCCCGAGAAG